Molecule: messenger RNA, 5187 nt
Organism: Carlito syrichta (Philippine tarsier)
Lineage: Eukaryota; Metazoa; Chordata; Mammalia; Primates; Tarsiidae
Gene: ABCC1
Product: ATP binding cassette subfamily C member 1
Exons: 34
Coding region: 151-5187 (1678 amino acids)
Biological process (GO): xenobiotic transport; glutathione transmembrane transport
Cellular component (GO): basolateral plasma membrane
Molecular function (GO): ATP binding; glutathione transmembrane transporter activity; ABC-type xenobiotic transporter activity
Source: RefSeq, a predicted model, not a curated record
GAUUGGAACAUCACAUGGUACACCAGCAACCCCGACUUCACCAAGUGCUUUCAGAACACCGUGCUCGUGUGGGUGCCUUGUCUCUACCUCUGGGCCUGUUUCUCCUUCUACUUCCUCUAUCUUUCCCACCAUGACCGGGGCUACAUUCAGAUGACACAUCUCAACAAAGCCAAAACUGCCUUGGGAUUUCUGCUGUGGAUCGUCUGCUGGGCAGACCUCUUCUACUCUUUCUGGGAAAGAAGUCAGGGCAUCUUUCUGGCCCCAGUGUUUCUGGUCAGCCCAACUCUCUUGGGCAUCACCAUGCUGCUUGCCACCCUCUUAAUUCAGCUUGAGAGGAGGAAGGGGGUCCAGUCCUCAGGGAUCAUGCUCACUUUCUGGCUUGUUGCCCUCCUGUGUGCCCUCGCUAUCUUGAGGUCCAAAAUCAUGACUGCCUUACGGGAGGAUGCCCAGGUCGACCUGUUCCGUGACAUCACUUUCUACGUCUACUUUUCACUCGUGCUGGCUCAGCUCGUGUUGUCCUGUUUCUCAGACCGUGCACCCCUGUUCUCCGAAACCAUCAAUGACCCCAAUCCCUGCCCGGAAUCCGGCGCCUCCUUCCUGUCCAAGAUCACCUUCUGGUGGAUCACGGGGUUGAUGAUUCGGGGCUACCGCCAGCCCCUGGAGAGCAGUGACCUCUGGUCCCUAAACAAGGAGGACACGUCGGAACAAGUCGUGCCAGUUCUGGUAAAGAACUGGAAGAAGGAGUGUGCCAAGUCAAGGAAGCAGCCGAGAAAGAUCGUGUAUACCUCCAAGGAACCUGCCAAGCCCAAGGGGGGCUCCAAGGUAGAUGUGAACGAGGAGGCGGAGGCCUUGAUUAUCAAGUCCCCACAGAAGGAGCGAGACCCCUCACUGUUCAAGGUGUUAUACAAGACUUUUGGACCCUACUUCCUCAUGAGCUUUCUGUUCAAGGCCCUGCACGACUUGAUGAUGUUUGCCGGCCCGGAGAUCUUAAAGUUGCUCAUCAACUUCAUGAACGACACGAAGGCCCCAGACUGGCAGGGCUACUUCUACACGGCGCUGCUGUUCGUCAGCGCCUGUCUGCAGACGCUCGUGCUGCACCAGUACUUUCAUAUCUGCUUUGUCAGUGGCAUGCGCAUCAAGACCGCCGUCAUUGGGGCUGUUUACCGGAAGGCCCUGGUGAUCACCAACUCGGCCAGAAAAUCCUCCACGGUCGGGGAGAUCGUCAACCUCAUGUCUGUGGACGCCCAGAGGUUCAUGGACCUGGCCACGUACAUUAACAUGAUCUGGUCAGCCCCUCUGCAAGUCAUCCUUGCUGUCUACCUCCUGUGGCUGAACCUGGGCCCUUCCAUCCUGGCUGGGGUGGCUGUGAUGGUCCUCAUGGUGCCCCUUAAUGCUGUGAUGGCGAUGAAGACCAAGACCUACCAGGUAGCCCACAUGAAGAGCAAGGACAGUCGGAUCAAGCUGAUGAACGAGAUCCUCAACGGGAUCAAGGUGCUCAAGCUGUAUGCCUGGGAGCUGGCGUUCAAGGACAAGGUGCUGGAUGUCCGGCAGGAGGAGCUGAAGGUGCUGAAGAAGUCUGCCUACCUGGGUGCCGUGGGGACCUUCACCUGGGUCUGCACGCCUUUCCUGGUGGCCCUGUGUACGUUUGCCGUCUACGUGACUGUCGAGAAGCACAGCAUCCUGGAUGCCCAGAAAGCCUUCGUGUCCUUAGCCUUGUUCAACAUCCUCCGCUUCCCCCUGAAUAUCCUUCCCAUGGUCAUCAGCAGCAUCGUGCAGGCAAGUGUCUCCCUCAAACGACUCCGGAUCUUCCUCUCCCACGAGGAGCUAGAGCCCGACAGCAUCGAGCGGCGGCCUCUCAAAGACGGUGGGGGGACAAACAGCAUCACCGUGAAGAACGCCACAUUCACCUGGGCCAGGAGCGACCCGCCCACGCUGAAUGGCAUCACCUUCUCGGUUCCAGAAGGUUCCUUGGUGGCCGUGGUGGGUCAGGUGGGCUGUGGAAAGUCGUCUCUGCUCUCUGCCCUCUUGGCCGAGAUGGACAAGGUAGAGGGGUGCGUGACUCUCAAGGGCUCAGUGGCCUACGUGCCCCAGCAGGCCUGGAUCCAGAACGAUUCUCUCCGAGAAAAUAUUCUCUUUGGACGCCCACUGCAGGAACAGUAUUACAAGGCUGUGGUAGAGGCUUGUGCCCUCCUCCCAGACCUUGAAAUCCUGCCCACCGGAGACCGGACAGAGAUAGGCGAGAAGGGCGUGAACCUGUCUGGGGGCCAGAAGCAGCGUGUGAGCCUGGCGCGGGCCGUGUACUGCAACUCCGAUAUUUACCUCUUCGAUGAUCCCUUGUCAGCGGUAGAUGCCCACGUGGGAAAACACAUCUUUGAAAAUGUGGUUGGCCCUAAGGGGAUGCUGAAGAACAAGACACGCCUCCUGGUCACACACAGCAUCAGCUACCUGCCGCAGGUGGACGUCAUCAUCGUCAUGAGUGGUGGCAAGAUCUCUGAGAUGGGCUCCUACCAGGAGCUGCUGGCCCGCGACGGGGCCUUCGCUGAGUUCCUGCGCACGUACACCAGCACCGAGCAAGAUCAGGCCUCAGACGGGGACGGGUUGGCGGGUCUUGGAGGUCCCGGGAAGGAGGCAAAGCAGUUGGAGAACGGCAUGCUGGUGACAGACUCUGCGGGCAAGCAACUGCAGAGGCAGCUCAGCGGCUCCUCCUCGUAUAGUGGGGACGGUGGCAGGCACCACAGCAGCACGGCCGAGCUGCAGAAAGCUGGGGCCAAGCCAGAGGAGACCUGGAAGCUUAUGGAGGCGGACAAGGCUCAGACAGGGCAGGUCAAGCUCUCUGUGUACUGGGACUACAUGAAGGCCAUCGGGCUGUUCAUCUCCUUCCUGAGCCUCUUCCUCUUCUUGUGCAACCACGUGGCUGCCCUGGCCUCCAACUAUUGGCUCAGUCUCUGGACCGAUGACCCCGUUGUCAACGGGACCCAGGAGCACACCAAACUCCGGCUAAGCGUCUACGGAACCCUGGGCAUUUCUCAAGGUGUCGCCGUGUUUGGCUACUCCAUGGCAGUGUCCAUUGGGGGCAUCUUCGCCUCCCGCCGCCUGCACCUGGACCUGCUGCACAACGUCCUGCGGUCGCCCAUGGCCUUCUUCGAGCGGACGCCCAGUGGGAACCUGGUGAACCGCUUCUCCAAGGAGCUGGACACGGUGGACUCCAUGAUCCCACAGGUCAUCAAGAUGUUCAUGGGCUCCCUGUUCAACGUCGUGGGUGCUUGCAUCAUCAUCCUGCUGGCCACGCCCAUUGCCGCCGUCAUCAUCCCGCCCCUGGGCCUGGUCUACUUCUUCGUCCAGAGGUUCUAUGUGGCGUCCUCGCGGCAGCUGAAGCGCCUGGAGUCGGUGAGCCGCUCCCCAGUGUACUCCCACUUCAGCGAGACCCUGCUGGGGGUCAGCGUCAUCCGCGCCUUCGAGGAGCAGGAGCGCUUCAUCCGCCAGAGUGACCGGAAGGUGGACGAGAACCAGAAGGCUUACUACCCCAGCAUCGUGGCCAACAGGUGGCUGGCCGUGCGGCUGGAGUAUGUGGGCAACUGCAUCGUCCUGUUUGCUGCCCUGUUCACUGUGAUCUCUCGUCACAGCCUCAGUGCUGGCUUGGUGGGCCUCUCGGUGUCCUACUCAUUGCAGGUCACCACAUACUUGAACUGGCUGGUCCGGAUGUCCUCUGAGAUGGAGACCAACAUUGUGGCCGUGGAGAGGCUCAAGGAGUAUUCAGAAACCGAGAAGGAGGCUUCCUGGCACAUCCCGGAGACAGCGCCACCCAGCACCUGGCCGCAGGUGGGCCGCGUGGAGUUCCGGAACUACUGCCUGCGCUACCGGGACGACCUGGACCUGGUGCUCAGGCACAUCAAUGUCACCAUCGACGGGGGAGAGAAGGUCGGCAUCGUGGGGCGGACAGGAGCUGGGAAGUCCUCCCUGACCCUGGGUCUGUUUCGGAUCACCGAAUCUUCUGAAGGAGAGAUCAUCAUCGAUGGCAUCAACAUCGCCAAGAUUGGGCUACACAACCUCCGCUUCAAAAUCACCAUCAUCCCACAGGACCCUGUGCUGUUCUCGGGUUCCCUCCGCAUGAACCUGGAUCCAUUCAGCCAGUACUCAGAUGAGGAGGUCUGCCAGCCACAAAGCCACACUCGUGUCCAGCAGCGCAGCAGUGGUCAGUGCUCCCAUACCAGGACAGUCAGCAGGCAGCCCCGCUGCUCUCAGCUGGGCUCUGCAUGCGUCUGGGGUCGGCUGGCACCCAGGCCUGAGUGGAGGGUCAGGGGUGGUCUGACCUUCUGUCUCUUGGUCUUUGUCCUCCUGCCCAGUGUUGGGCAGCGUCAGCUCGUGUGUCUGGCCCGGGCCCUGCUGAGGAAGACCAAGAUCCUCGUGCUGGAUGAGGCCACAGCGGCCGUGGACCUGGAGACAGAUGACCUCAUCCAGUCUACCAUCCGGACGCAGUUUGACGACUGCACUGUGCUGACCAUCGCCCACCGGCUCAACACCAUCAUGGACUACACAAGGGUGAUCGUCCUAGACAAAGGAGAAAUCCGAGAGUGUGGGUCCCCCUCCGAACUCCUGCAGCAGAGAGGUCUCUUCUACAGCAUGGCCAAAGAUGCUGGCUUGGCACUCAGUUGCUGGGAACCGACACCCCAGUGCUGCCUCCACCAGUGCUUGCGCCAGAGGUCUGAGGCGGCCUGUGCACCCCCGCUCCUGUCCUCCUCGAAGGACUUGGUUGCACUGACAGAUGACCCCGACCUGGAACUCCAGAGCCAGGGAUGGUCGACGGGGCUGACUGCAGCUGGGCUCCCCAUCCCCACCAUCCAGCCUUCCUUUCCUUCCUGCCUCUUUUCUUUGCUCCUCUCGGUUCACACAACAGGGAAAGGGAAGGUGGAUGACUGGCACCCCCUCUUUAUCUCAGACCUGGAGCGACACAGGCAGUCCCACUUGCAGCCCAUGGGCCCAGGAGAGUCACAUGACCCCAGCCAAGCCAUAGAGGAAGGGUUCACGUGUAACCUGCUUGAUGAAGAGGUGGCAUCGGCCCCCCUCCAGCUAGCUGCUGCGGCACCGGGGAAGGAAGUUUUGUUGUGCCUCUAUUCUGUGUCGGCCCUGGGCUCAGCCUUUGCAAAGCUCUUCUCAUGGGAAGGGUCCCCCCAGGCUGGAGAGGAGUGA